CGAUAAUCACGUACAGAUAAUUUUUUCUUUAGAUGGUUUUAACAAUUCAACGACGACGCCAAAGUCAGAAUGGCCAGGGUUUCGAGUUCUACUCUGUUUCUAAUAUUCUUCUUUUUAACCGAUGCUUUUGCCAGUGAGAGUUAUACCAAUGUAUGGGCCGUAAAAUUUCGUGGUAAUCAGGAAGAAGUCGAGCGGUUUGCCUUGAAAAAUAAUCUGAUCUACGAUAGACAUGUAGGUAUUGCGUCGUUUUGUCAACGUUUCGCCCGAUUUCAGGAGCGUAAAUAAACUUGAGUAUCAUCCUAAACUUUUCUUGAAAAAGGUAGAACCUUUCACUGAAUUAAUUUUUGGUAGAUACCGGCAGUUGAAAUUAUUUCGGGCUUGAAAUGUAGCCUUAUUUUAUUCGUACACGGCUGUGAUUGUCUGUAAAGACGAAUAUUUCUGCCGGUGUACUUAAGCUUUCUGAAAAAUUGAUAAAAUUUUAAGUUACGAUUGCAUAAAUAUAGCUUCAGCUUGUUUAGGAGAAAUUCCAAUUCUUAAAAAUGUUUUAGUCAGUCGUUAGUACGCAAAUGCAAGUCUUUUUCCACAUUUACUGAACAAAUAUGGUUUUUAAAUAAGCUAGUCCAAGGAGCAAUUGUGUGAUAGGACAUGAAUAGUAAAUGUGAUUUUUGGUGACAAAAAAUACACGCUCAGAGCCACAGUAUCAGCAGCAGGGUUACAUGAUGUCAAGCAGGCCAUAUGACAAAUUUUAAGGAUUGUACAUGUAAUUGUCUACUACAUUGGUACUUUUGAGAUUUUGGCCAUGAAAUGAAAAAAUGAAAAAUUUCAAUGUGAAACAUCUUCAUUAGCUACAAUAGGUGUUUUAAAAAUCAUUUGAAAUUAAAAUAACUUAGUCAUGCAUAUUUAAUAAAGAUUUUAAAAAGUAAUAUUAAAGCACUUCAGUUGUCAGUGAUAAAUUGAUGAUAGGUCUGUUCACCUCAUGAGGUGUGAAAAGACAAGGGUGAGCCAUGAGCAAUCCGCCAUUUUGACUUUGAAGUUGCAGUACCUGGUUUAACUCUAGUUUGGAUUUGUUCUUUUUGUCAUCUUCACUUGAACUUGACUUGAUAAUGCCACUUCAUACUAGAUGUUGUGCUGGUCCUUGUGACAAUGACACUUGUGGUUAAAAGAUCUCUUGCUGACAAGUUAAGGUGGCACAUAAUUCAAGCUCUAACCAUUUCCCAGCUGGAUGUAGGACCAGUUGGAACCCAGAAACAGACUUUCCAGCAUUUUUCUUAACAGUGUGAUAAAAGAAGAAGUUUCCUCAGACUUCCAAGAAACUAGUUUGCAAUCAGGAUCUUGUUAGUGGUGUGAAUUAAUAAAAUAAAAAAACCUGGACCAUUAUAAUUUCCUCUCACAUUUGCACACUGUAAUGUGUCAUUGCAGAAUUGGGGCUAAAUUUACUGACAGCAUGUCCUCAGAGAAAACUUUUGUACUUGAAGAUAAGGGUGAUUUAAUUCUGUGGACAUUUUUCAGCUCAUUGAGGACUAUCAUACCUUAAAAAGACCUGAUCUGCCUAAAAGUUCUCAAAAGACAAAGCUGUCAUUGGAGAUUGAUAGCAAGUUGCUUUCGGAGCAAAAGGUACAUUUGUUUAUAUUAUACAUGUACAAGUCAAGAUGUAAACUUUUGGGUGGGAGAAGGAGAUGCACUGCUACUUGAAUGAACAGAUAAUUCAUUUCUGUAUGUCAGACCGAAUAAUACACUUGUUGCAGACUUUGUGCCUUCCUGAUAUUAAGGAAUUUGAGAAAUAUGCAAUGGAAUAUUUUGUGUCUCAAUGAUAUAACCAUUUUAAGAAUUAUUGAUUAUUUUAUUAAUUAUUUUAUUUCCUUGGUAUUCAGGUUGAGUGGUUUAUGCAUCAGAAGGUGAAAAAGUAUAAACUGUUUUCAAAUAAACACCCUGAAAUACCUUGGUACAUUGUAAGUCAUUUUUAUUGACAUUUUUAUUGGUUUUUGUAUUUUAUGAUGGUAAUGAUAAUGAACCUGAUGAUAGUCUUGCCCUAAUUUUAACUUACAUUUCAAAUUUUCCAUUUGGCAAUCUAAAAUCACAACAGAAUUGCCAGAAGAAGGAUUCCAAGUGGCAAAAGGACACCUUAUGCAAGAUUACAUUACACACUCUACUGCUGACAUCUCCACUUCUCUCUGAAAUGAGCUCAAUUAGGUCUGUAACUCUGUGAAUGAUUACAAAAGCAGAGGAACACAAAGUGGGAGUCUAAUUUGUCAAUCAUGAGUAUCAUUACCGACUGAAUUUGAAAACAGAAAAUUUGUUACUAAUAAAUUAUAGCCAUGACAACUUCUGAAGUAAAAGAAAUACAUUUGUUUUAGACAUGGUCUAAAAUUAAAAACUCCUCCAUUUCAAAAUUCCCUAGUUUUGUAGAGUAAGUGGUUGUUACUAUGGUCAUUGUGAUCAAUUCCUGUGAUUGGUGGAUUUAGCUGAGAGGACUUAGUAUGAUUGGCUGCUUAUUUAAAACUAUCAGAUUACAGGUGUUCGAUCGCAGCCAACUGUGUGCUUACACUAUCAGAUAACUUGACAGAAUAUUUGGUGAAAAAAUAAAACAGCUAAUGCACCAUUCACAUUAAGGUAUUCCUCAAGGCUUAAUGGUUUUUUUUUCACAUAUUAAAGAUAAUUGAUGAACUGGUCUCCUUGCAAAAAUAUCAAUUGGAAGAUGCUAUGUUUACAAAAUAUAUACAAUUGAAGUUUUUUUUGAAGGAAGAAUUUUGUUGUAUAUAGAGAUGUGAUGCUGGAGUAAACAUGCUUUUGUGUUUUAACUGCUGAAAAUAGGGAUAGUAGGCAUGGAAAACAUGGUUAUGAUGAAAAACAAGGAGUUUCCUCAAUCUUAAGGCCAGUUAUCAGUCAGAGAAGAAAACAUGUCAUGAUAAGACCCUACAUUCAUCAACUUUACCACUGAAUGAUAUUUUGCCCAGGUUUGAAACUUGGCAGGGGAAAACUACAAGGAAAAACAAAACUUUUAGCCACACUGGACUCUUAAGAAUGGAUUGUUUCUCAAAUCAAGUUAUUUUACUUUUUGGGUAGUGGAAAUUUUAUAAUUUCAGCCAAAAAACAGUUGAAAUGUAAUACUUCAAGUGACGGCAAAAUUAAUCAGAUAACUUAAAUGUGUCUUUGGAAUUAAACUAUGUGAAAACUGUCCAACUGUCCUCUAGGAAUACUUUAAUUGUAAUGAUUGUGAUCAGAACUGGUAGUGUUGUGUCUUCAUUCCUCUCCUUGUCUUUAAUGAUAACGUAGCACCAAUUGGGGUUAAUUGACAUCCUUCUCUGUAACCUAGGUGUUAAAAGUUUUAUUUUACCUACCAUGGCAACUAAAAUGAUCACAGCUUGAAGUAUGGGAUGACAUUGCUUAAUAUCAUUGAUAAUACUUCUUAUCAGGCUUACUUUUAUUCUCAUUUUUUGGAUUAAAGAAUAGACCUGAGGGAUCCCAAGGCCCAACAUUGAAUGUUAUUUCUGCCUGGAAGGCAGGAUACACAGGAAAAGGAAUUACAGUGGCAGUAGUUGAUAAUGGAGUUGAUGGCAAUCAUCCUGAACUAAAGGAAAACUAUGUAAUUAUUUUUGGCUCAUUCUUAUGUUUUGUUUUUCUUUUACAUUGAAUUCAAAAGAACCCUAAUUGGCCUUGUUGGUAAUGAAGUGAAUUUUAAACAAAAUUAAUUUGUGCUGAAUGGGAAGGCAAUAUGUAAUGCUUAAUUAAUUGGUUAUUGGCGCAUACAUGAUGGUGCUAUUUGCUUGACAUGCAUUUGCAUUUAAAAGUGCAGCAGUGAUAGAAUAACAUGUGUUGUGAUCCUGUUUUACCCCUGUACUUGAAUGUUAGUUUGUAACUCUGAGGUUCAUACUGAGGAUUGGAAAGACACCAACACAUUAAAGUUACUUCUUUCCAUUACAACUAGUUUCGUCUGUAGGACAGAUAAACCUAAAAGGAAAUAAAAGCAAAUCUCUCUUUUUACAUUUAUUAUACAGUGUUAAUACUUUCUUGCAGAAAACAAUGUAAAUGUUUACACAAAUCCUCUUUAGAGACAAAGACAAAAAUUUCUCUAUAAGUAUUUUGAUGGGAAGAUGGUUUUCCUUGGAAUAAUUUGGUCCCUUUAAUAGUAUUAAACUGCACAUUACAAUUUAUUAUGAAUGAAAUAAAUUUGAGCUUAAGCUAAAUGAAAGUUUUUUUUAAUGACAGGCAUUCUUAAACCAAGAUUUUUGUUUGUUGAUGUAUUUUGUAUUUAAUAUUUUUCAUCAGAGAAGUGACUUAAGUUUCGAUUAUGUGAAUAACCAUCCCUCAGAUCAUGGAGCAUCUGUAUCUGGGUAUGUUGAUUGUUAACUAACAUACAUGUAACUUCAUUUAUUGUAUCUGUGUGUUGAAAAAAAGUAAACUAACAGGGUACCAGUAUGCAGUUAUGGCUGGGUGUGUAAUCAUAAUCAACCAAACAGAAAAUUUCGAAACAAAAUUCUCAAAAAAAUUUUAAAUAAUUUAAAUGAUCACUUAAAGCUCAUUGGUAAGUUUGUUUGUACAUGUAUGUAAAUUGCUUUUUUUGGUGUUUUUUUUUUUUUCGGAGAGCAUGUAUGGCUUACUUUCAUGAUACUGAAAAUGCUUAGUAAUUAUUGGAUGGGGUUGAACAUGAUAACAUGAAUUACCAAAACUGAGGUCUUGGUUACAUGUUGAUGUAUCAAUGAAACCAUUUACUAUAUGUACUGAAUCUGCUGAAGGCAAAGGCUGAGGCUGAUAACACAGACAUGAGGUUUGAUAAAUAGAGGUAAUAAGACUGAGUGAAGUCCCAUUGUGUCUGUAAUCAUACUUGUGAUGACAAAAUUGGACAACCAUGGAGCAGGAGUCCAAUUUGCUUUUGAAAAAAAAGGGAAAGUUUGCAUUAAAAGAGUGACAAAGGAGGUCUGUACACUGUUUCUAUGGUGAUUGAAACCAAGGUUGUGAUUGGUUGAUUUAAACUACAAUUUUGAAUGUGAUUGGCUUAUUGAACUGUCCAAUAAUAAUUUGGCAAGUGAAUAAGUAGAAAGUAGGAGUUUUUUACCAGUCAUGAUAUAGUGCAAAAAACCAAAUUCAAUUAUUAUUUUAUUACACAUUUGUUUAACAAUCUGCAAAAGAAGACAACUCUUUUUGAAUUUGAAAAAGUUUGAGAACACUUCAAAGAUAAGGGGCGUGGAAAUUAGGCAGACUCUGAACUUAGACAUAACAAAUAAUGUACCUGCUUCAGAAAAUGGGUUAUCAUGUCAGCUUCACAUGUUAUUGUAUCUUGGUGGUAUGUUCUUGGCCAAUCAGAUUUUUCAUAGUAUUAGUCCAAUGUGUAUAUCUAACAAGCUCAAAUGGAAUAGUUGUUUCACUAAAAAUUUCACUAAAUUUUAAACAUGGAUAUGGAUAUUUGGAGCUUUAUGAAACCAAAUUUUCAACUCCACAACACCUAGAGCAAGGCAUCUCCAUAUAAGGUGACUUAGAAUGUGAGCUGAUAACUGGAGUUGAAUGAACCAGUUAGAAGAUUAGAAAUGAAAUAUCCAAAAGCUACAAGUGGGUAAUGGACAAGGAGGGUGUGGAUGUUAUUGUGUCAGAUGUUGAAGUUUGUGGGGUGAAAUUAUCUGGACUGUAUGUAAAUCAAUACUGCAGUUGAUAAGUAUUUCAGGUCAAACACUUGUUAAGAUCAGCUUAAUGUAGCUCAAACCUACAAGAAAUAAAAUAAUAUAAAUUUCAGAUGAUUUAUUGAGACAUUACUAUCGGAUUACCAUUUGAAUUCUGAAGGUCAAGGAUUAUGUUAUCUACCAAAAUCUUCAGUGUUAGUUGAUAUCACAAACAAACUUGAUAUCACAGUUGUGUGAGGAAGCGAGACCAAUAUUUACGUAAUGCAAUUUACUUGUAGCCAUGGCAAUAAAUGUGCAGGUGUCAUAGCUGGAAAACGUGGUAAUGAUUUAUGUGGAACAGGACUGGCUUAUGAAGCCAGCAUUGCAGGUAAAAGCAUCACCCUAGUAGAUUAAUUUUACUGCCUUUUCGCUCCUAUAGGAUACUACACAGGUUGUUGAAGAGUCUCACUUUUUCACUCAACUAAGUUUUAACUAAUGUCAGUCAGGGUAUAGACUUGGAUGACUUAAACCCCCCCCCCUCCCUCCCCCAAAAAGUAAGGAAAUGGAAAAAAUUCGGAAUGUAUUAACCAUCCAAAAUGUAUGUGCACAAUCGCAUUUUGUAAUAGUACCUGAUAAAAAAAUAGCUCUUAACACAGCAUUUGUGUAAGAUUUUCUGAGGUGGGAAAAUCUUUGAGAGACAUUUGUUAUUAAAAUGGUAAUUGUAUUUAUAUGUAGCAUGUCCCCACUUUGUAUCUUGAGGAUAAUCAAAUACAGUUGAGGUUUGGAAAAUUUUUUCCAUAAAAUGCCGCAGAGAUUGCCAAAUCUUCUCGAACGUUAUGAUGGAAAGCCCCGGUCAACGUCAUCGCGGCUUUUUUCUAUAUCAUGCUUGAUCAUAGACAUGUCAAAACCAAUCAACAUUAGAAUUUGAAACGUUAAAUCAUUAAAAGGAAGUUGAGGCUAUCUUACUUUCCUUUGUCUCAGGUGUUCGCCUCUUUGGUUCUGGCGUUUCGUCGACUGACGCACAGCAACUCUCGUCCUUGAUACAUAAACUAGAAUACAUUGACAUAUAUUCCAACAGCUGGGGGCCUGGGAACAUAGGCUGGGAAGUAAAAGGUCCUGGACCGCUGGCCAGUAAAGCUUUAGAACUUGGAACAACAACGGUAUGGUAUACUGACAGAGAAUGAACAGACCUUUCACCAUUUUGUCGGCCUUGUGUCGUGUAAUUUGGUAGAUGUUCUGUCCAUCCUCGACAUUCGUUUUGAAUUGCGUUUAACCCCAUAGUCGUGGCAUACUUUAAAGUUUGGAGAAGGUUCCUUCUUAUGAGGUUGGGUCGUUGCACAUUGUGUGCUUUCGAAUUGAUGAGGUUCUUCUAUAAAAGCGGUAAAAGGUGUCAACGCAGUUAUAUAGGUACUAAAUAAAAAUAUGUUUGGUGUACCUGAGGUAACAAAAUGAUAUGAUAAAUGGUACAGAGAGGGAUCAAGGUGACAAUUGUAGUGGCAUUUCUAGAAAGGAAAAGGUAAAACGUGAGCCCCUCUCGUUACCAGCAAUAUACUGCUGUUCCAGGAUUGGCCUGAUGGCGUUGGGUUCAUACACAAAUAGAUCUCGAGAUACGAGCAUGCUGCGAAUGGUCUGUGGAAGCCACAACAUCCAAACUAAAGUGCCGUCGGAACCAAAAACAUGUUCCCCUUUUCAUGAUACUGAGGCCAUGUAAAGUCUUAUUAACUUUUUUCUGAUAACGUGAUUCCUUACUUUUUACUCUCCUUUUUGGCGAUAACUGUCUUAUUUACAGUGCGUUCACUGAACUCUGACCUGCAAAUUUCGGGGGCUAUUGUUUCGGUAUCCUCUAUGAUUGUUUCUUAUAGUCUGAAUGGAUAGAUGUAAAGUAACAUACAAUUUAUCAUGUAAGGAGUAUGUGCACGUGGAUUUGUGAUCAGUUACCGCACUCUUUGGAGGUUCUACAAACGUUUAUGCCUGGAACUUUGUGUAAAUCUAGGGUCGUGGUGGCCUGGGUGCCAUCUACACGUUUGCGGCUGGUAAUGGAGGCCUAGGGGGAGACAGUUGUGCAUACAAUGGUUAUGUAAAUAGUAUAUACACCAUUGCUAUUACCGGUGUGAAUCAUGAUGGAUCCCUGCCCACCUAUGCUGAGGAGUGCCCCGGAAUAAUGGCCACCGCUUAUAGUUGGGAUUCAUACAAAAACAAAAACGCCAGGGAUUCAGACAAACAUAUUAUUGUAAGUGGAGUGAAACAAAACUGUCGUUAGCCAAACCGUAAUGGAAAUCCCAUUUCUUAGGGCAAUGAGAACUUGUGAAGCAAAUGACUUUACCAAACUUUCCAUUUGCGCUUUUUGUUAAUUUUCUGAUUUUCCUCUCCAAUGUUUUGCGAAAUGUUCUGUUUUCGUUUGAGACAGUUUUACUCUUUCAAUUUUGUCAUAUGAAUUUAUGUGAGCAGUGGUUAGCGACUGUUUUAGUUGUGUGGCUGAUUCAGUUUUAUAUAUCAUUUAGACGACUGUUGAUAACAAGGAUGGAUGUGUUCAUAAUUUCUCGGAAUCGUCAGCGGCUGCUGCAAUCGCAUCAGGAUUGAUUGCACUAACCCUGCAAGCAAAGUAAGAUUAUUACGUCAUUGGCUUAAACUUGAGAGGGAAGUGGCUGAACAGAAAAUGAUUUACCCUAUUCCUGUAGACCACUAGUCAGGAGUUUGGCAAAGGAAAAAGGGGGAAGGUUGAGUCCCAGGUGCAUAUGAUGCCUCUAUGUCGAGACAAAGUGAAAAUUGGUAAUGCUACUAAAACACUAGAGUAAUCCCCGACCCAGUGGAAAUCCUGCCCAUGCAUCAGCUGAGAUUGAGUAUGUAUAACCACGACUCCUUUUAUAUGGUGACGGAAGCCUAAAAAUGGGAAUGGAUUUCGUCAGUGAGAGUGAGCUUCUUCUAGCCGUAUUAAAUUUGAAUAAUUUCCUUAGAUGGUGAGGAUUUUCCAGAUGGACCAUGACAAAAUUUGAGUGCAAAUAUCCAUUGUGAACAAUCAGCACAUUGGUACCGAAUACAUCGAAGGUCAAACAAAAUGUAAUGAUUAAGUUCGUAUUUCACGUGUAUUGUUAUCUUUUUCAGUACUAAUUUAACGUGGCGUGACGUUCAGCAUAUCAUAGCAAACAGUGCAAGAGCAGCGCCGGGUGGGGUCUUCCUCGAACGUGGAAAGUGGCAGCAAAACAAAGCAGGAUUUUACUUUAGUAAGUUUUAUGGCUUUGGACUCAUGGACGCUGGCAGGAUGGUGAAUCUAGCAAAGAACUGGACUCAAGUCCCGCUACAGCGGAAAUGCGAAAUUGAAGGGAGUGGAAGGUACAUGCAAGUUUUUAUUUUAAACUCCUUUUGGCUUCGCUUACACGGCCGGUCACAUGAAUAUUCGAAGGCUAUCGGACUUACAGGACGUGGACGCGGACCUCGCUUCCGUUGUAGUUUAUAUAUAUAUAUAUAUAUAUAUAUAUAUAUAUUUAUGUGCCAAUGGAUAUAAACAACCAUCUGGCGUUUUCGCUGAACAAAUCAAUUUUUUUGAGAAAGUUGAGAACUGUCUGAUGUACCGUCAGAACAUCAUAUGUCAUUUUGUGAAGCUCUUAACAGAUAUUUUGCAAAUACGGUGGCUAUUUUGAAUAAGGUAAAUUUUUGCGUGUAGUACAUUUAUAGUAGUUAUUUUAGAACUUUUGGCUCAAUGGAAAAUGCUUUUUACAGCAGUUAACCUACUCACUACAACAUUUUCGUUUUUAGGCAAAUCCCAAAUACAGUUUCAGUGGAGGUGAAAAAUUGCGAGAUCAAGUUCCUGGAACACGUGCAGAUCAGAGUAGAUCUUAAUUUCUCUCGCCGUGGUGACUUGUUACUUCAUUUAAAGUCACCGAGUAACACAACCUGUCCAUUGACGCGAGACCGCUUUGCAGAUAACUUUCAGAAGUUCACGAACUUGACAGACUGGUUCAUUACAACUUUGUUUCACUGGGGAGAGAAUCCUACAGGGAAAUGGGAGCUCAAGAUUAGUGAUGCUGACCCACGAAACCCAAGUGCAGGUUCAACAUAUUCUUUACAACUAGAUGUUGUUAGUUACUGUUGUAAUUUUUUUCUUGUGGCUGUUUUCAUUUGUGGUUUUUCAACUAGUGGAUACACGUAGUACUUUUCAGGACGGGAAUCGUCGGUAACAAAGGUGUACAUUGUGUUUGUACCACAAAGUUUUAGUGGCGAUUAAUAAAUAGCGAAGAAAACAAGUCUGUAGACAACACGCAUGAAUAGUAAUGUAACUUCUCAGAAUAUUACUUUUAUCUUGUCCUCCGAUUUGGUGGAAGUUUUAGUGCCAUUUAUCGCGCUUUAAACCACGAUGAUAGAAAAUUCUAAAUACCCUCACACCCUCCUGGUGACCCUACCGAAUGGAUGUAGCUUUUGGACAUAUUUUUUUAAAUUGAUCCAAGACUCAUUCAAGCAGAGCUAUGAAAAACCACUUUAUUCUUUCAUACAAUAUUGUUUUCUUGUAUCAUAUAACUACAAUAAAUUCUAAACAGCGUAUCCACGAGUUAGCAAUAUUUUCACUUUGAUUUUUAUAUGUUUUUGUCUGUCUCAAACUUUUGGAUUACUUUAAAAUUUGUGCAGUAGUUUUACUUCAUACGCGUUGUUUAUUUUCCAUUCUGGAAAUUUUUUCUCAACAAGGUAGUUUUAACUUGAGCACAUAUUUUGUCUGCGGAAAGCUGGAAGGAUGAGUUAUUUCGUAUUGCUUUGACAAAUCUCCAUUUCUCCGCGUUAGACUUGGAAGUUGGUUAAACUUUAUUAACAUCAAUUUGAUAACCAAGCCUUUCACGUGCUUACAGAUACAACAAUUCAUUUUUGUUAAGUUAAUAUUUUCGCAACGGUGGAGUUAUUGUUGUUCCUAUAGCAAUGUUGUCUUUUAUUUUGGUUCUUAAGGUAAACUUCAUAGCUGGUCUUUGAUAUUGUAUGGUACAUCAUCCCCUCCGCUCAAACCCGGAGUCGAAGAGGACAUCCAACCAACAAGCGUCAUUUCAACCAAAGCAAAGAAUACAGGAAGCACAAGGAAGGAACCUUCACCAACAUCCAAACCAACCGAACAAGGUAGCUUAAUCUUUUUUUUGUUGCACUCAUAGGUUUGUUUGUUGCUGUUGUUGUUGUUUUAUAUUUAAGUAAUGACUUCCAUCAUACAUAGCACGGGUAAAGGAAAGUUGUCCAAUGGCUUCGUGGGACACGAAUUUCUCUCUGAAAAGAUUGUGUCGUUUAGAACCAUGUACAGCUCACAGAACAGGAAGGUAAAGGAACCAUGAGAUCAGAUGAAUAAACAAUAGCCCCCAUUUGGCGCUAAAAUAUGCACGAAUGUUUGUCCGCGGACAUUUUCUGUUCCUAGAACAGUUUGUGACUCUGUUGUUGACAAAACUGCUGGCAAACUGUUUGCGCCCAGCACAAGCUCACUAAGUUAAAAGCUUUCUGGCGGCGUAAUUAUUAUUAAAUAAUUAUUAUUAUCAUCAUUAUUAUUAGCAGUAUUCUUCUUCUUCUUCUAAUUAUUACUGUUAUUGUAAUUAUCAUUAUCGUUAUUAUUAUUAUCAUCAUUAUUAUUAUCACUAUCAUUCUUCUAAUUAUUGUUAUUAUGAUAAUGAUUAUCAUGAUUAUUAUUAUUAAUUUUAUUAUCAGUAUUGUUAUCAUUAUUUUUUACACAGUUCCAUUGAUGAGGAUCGUCAAAAUUGUCUUACCUGUUGUAUGUGCUUUGACUUUGCUGUCCAUCGCCGGAAAAUGUUAUUGCCGCUGUCUGAGAAAAAAUAAGACGAAAGAUAAUCAAGAAUCUGAUAACAAGGAAAUUGAUUAUCAGUCAACAAGGUGUCCUGAGAAAAAUCCUCAAGGAGAUAUGGUUUAGAUCAGAAGAAAAAUAUCAAGUGUUAUGGUGUAUUUCGUUUUUGGUAAGAUUAUUUAUUAUUUGAAGCGGGGCUACGUUCAGGUCUUAUGCCAUCUAAACGGACUUGGUUUUGAUUAUGUCCAGUUGUCCCUUCUAUUCGCGAACCAACCACUUGCCCCAAAAUCCAUUGGUUGAACGAACAGGAAAAGAUGCGAACUUUUGCCGUAGAAGUUAAUUCCUAAGCGUUUCACGCGUUAAAAUUAUUUGCGAUUUCAGCGUUGACAUUCGUAUUAGCUAAUAAAGGAAAAAAACCUGUCAGCACCGAUAUGGUGUUAAGUUGCAAGGCCCAGCUCCGUUAAUAUAAGCACGUUUUGUUCAGGGAAUGAUAUCGAAAUAAUAUAUUAAAGGCACAUAGCUCUGCCUUAAAUGUUUGUGGAAAAUUUGAUUCUUCGAAAGAUGUACACAUGAAGGUAAUUUUUGUAGAAAAGUAAAUAGCGUAUAGGUUUUGUGGAAGGAAUUAAGAAGAUUGGGUCGUUGAAAACCUCCAUUGAUUUGACGAAAAAAGUGUUUACGGUUUCUUAGAUUUGUCAUACAUUAAAGAAGAAAUGCUGAAUAAGAAGCAAAUAAGAAUUUGAAAGGCGAGGGAUGGAGGAGAUUUACAAAUGGAAAUGAC
Pocillopora meandrina is the source of this 12127-nucleotide messenger RNA. NCBI's taxonomy places the organism in Eukaryota, Metazoa, Cnidaria, Anthozoa, Scleractinia, Pocilloporidae. The record is from the annotation of a GenBank genome assembly.